This is a messenger RNA of Closterium sp. Naga37s-1, 165 nucleotides long. NCBI's taxonomy places the organism in Eukaryota, Viridiplantae, Streptophyta, Zygnematophyceae, Desmidiales, Closteriaceae. The record is from the annotation of a GenBank genome assembly.
GUACCUGAUGGUACGCAACGUGCCGGCGCUGGGGUGUGUGGACGACCUGCUCCGACUGUUCUCCGCGCAUGGACCCAUUGAGGAGCACCGCAUGAUGGACGAAGAGGACGCCCCUCCCUUCACCGACGUCGUGUGGCUCAAAUUCGCCCACCUGCACCAUGCCAG